AAUGGAAGAACAUGGGAAGGAUCAUCCCAACCCCAAAAAUGCCUGAAACGGGCAUUCAAAUUUUUUAGGGGAACGGAGCCUUAAGAGCUGAGCUUUUCUUUGUUGCCAUUUUCCGCCUCAUACGAGAAAGGAAGCAGCAAGAACUCACUCUCUCACUCACACUCUCUCAAUCUCCUCUUUGCUUCUCUCUUUCUCCUCCUCCUUUCGAUUCGAGCGAGCUAAAGAACAACUUCCAGGAACUCUGGACGAGAAACCUUGUUUGGUUUGGAGGGGAGGAUCGAUUUAGAUUGAUCAUAUAAGGAGCGCCCACAUUUCUAUUUGGGCGAUUGCGCGACCCAUUUUGGUCCGCCCAGGUCGGCUGGAAAUCGUCCACUGCCAAGGACCCAUUUGAGCAACCGACGAGGAUGAUGGAGGUGGCGAGCACAUUCGUCGACAAGUCCCAGCAGCAGCAGCAAGAGAGCGGCGCGGCUAAGAGGGCGGCGGCGGUGGCGGCGUGGGAGCCCGAGACUGGCAGCAUUCUCGACCCGUUUCAUAUCGAGGACCUCUUGGAUUUCUCCAACGAGGACAUUGCCGGGCCGAUUGGCGAGGAAGCCCACCACCAGAAUUCCAUCGCUGCUGCCAGCGCCGCUCCCAUUGCUCCUCCCUCCGCGCAACCACACCACCAGCACCACCAGCACCACCAUGGCAUCGAGCAACAGCCCAGCAACGAAUUCCCCAUCGAUUGCGAUGAGAUGCCCGAGCUGGAAUGGCUCUCGAGCCUCGUUGACGAUGACACUUUCACCAACAUGGGCGAUGAAUUGCACAAGAGUAUGUUCAUCGGGAGCAAAGGAUCGAGCUUCGCAAGCUCCUCCAUCAUCAACAGCAGCGCCGCCACCAACACCACCACCACGAACAAGAGAAACAUCGACAGCCUCCUCCUGCUGGACGACAUCACCGCCGCCACCACCACCACCACCACCACCACCACGAUCGCUACGACGGGCAGCAAAGAUAAGUUCCAAGUCGGGAGUCCCAUCUCGGUGCUGGAGAGCAGCAGCGCCACCUCGGGCAGGCUGGCGGCCGCCAAGGACUUGUCCGUGCCGGGGCGGCCCCGGAGCAAGCGGCUGCGCAGCUCCUCGACAUGGAACACGAGCUCCUCGUCGCUCAUCAAUCCGGGCAGCAGCAGCAGCAGCGGUGGCGGUGGCGGCGACGGUGUCGUGGGUGGCGGCGGCGAGGCCAUCAUGAUCAUCAACACCACCACCGGGAACAAUGUGACGAGCUUCUCGUCGUCCCCGGCCACGAGCUCCAUCUCGGACAAGGACCUGGCGUCCUCGGACGAGCAAGACGCGGUGGAGUCGUCCACUAUCAAGCCCGACACCAUCACCGCCGCCGGCUCGACCUCCUCCGCCACCUCCCCCUCCUCCUCCUCCGCCUCGUCGCUGUGCAACACCAACAAGACCUCCAUCGCUGCGGUCGCCACCGGCAAGCCGCCACUGGGCUCCUCGAUCAUCGCGUCCACGAACGGCCCAGCCGCCGGAGGAGGAAUGACAAUCGGAGGAGUGGAAGUCCAGCCACGGAGGUGUACGCACUGCUUGAGCCAGAAGACCCCGCAAUGGCGAGCCGGGCCCGAGGGGCCCAAGACGCUGUGCAACGCGUGUGGCGUGAGGUUUAAGUCGGGCAGACUCUUCCCCGAGUAUAGGCCGGCUCUCAGCCCGACCUUCCUGUCCGAGGUCCACUCCAAUUCCCACAGGAAGGUGCUAGAGAUGCGGCGCCAAAAGGAGUCGUCACAUCCGCGCUUCUUGGGCCCGAGCCCGCGCAGCCCGAGCUUGAGCCCGAGCUCCAGCUCGGCCCCGGCACCGACCGGUGGAGAGGUCCUAGACGGUGGCUUGAUUUACAACGUCGUGCAGAGCUAGGCGAGAGAGAGAGCGGAGGCUUUCUGGCAAGGAUACAGGAGAACCAUGUCUCUGGGAUGGUUUUGGCUUUGCGAAAGUUGGCGGAGAGCCCAGUUUUGGGAUUGGAUUCAUUGGAUUGAUCACCAAUUCGUGGUCUGCUACUACAACAGAGCUCUCGGGCAUUUGUGUUGGAGAUGGGAGAGCUCGAGCCGAGACGAGCGAGGAAAGUCUGUAGAAGGGACGGGGAAGCAUCCGUCCGUGUGCCGGUCUGGUCGGUCAGGGCAGGAUUGAUUGUCCAUUGCAGAUUCAAUGGGGCAGGGCAGGGGUGCCAGCAUACGGUGCGAGUACGGAACUUAUGCCGUGUGAUCGGUGAUCUUCUUCUCUCUCUUUCUCUGGCGCCGCUCGCUUUGGUUUUCUUUUCUGGUGGACUUGUCGGUGAUCGAUCAUCGUCAUUGUCAUCGAAGUUGAGUCGAGUCGAUUCCAUUCUCUCUCUCCCUCUCUUUCUCUCUACUUCAUAUUUUUUUUUUUGCUUUUCUCCCAGCUCUCCCUUUCCAACGUAGAUGGCUAGCAAAGCUACUUAGUUUAAGUUCUGUGCCCUCCAGGGACAGGCCUUGUCUUCCAGCUUUAAGUUAAGAGAUUGAUGAUGAAGAAAGUUGAUUGAUUCUAAACUC
Messenger RNA from Selaginella moellendorffii, 2542 nucleotides. RefSeq names its product nitrogen regulatory protein GLN3-like. Gene Ontology annotation, biological process: regulation of DNA-templated transcription. Gene Ontology annotation, molecular function: zinc ion binding; sequence-specific DNA binding. The transcript has 3 exons. Bases 405 to 1892 code for a protein of 495 amino acids. NCBI's taxonomy places the organism in Eukaryota, Viridiplantae, Streptophyta, Lycopodiopsida, Selaginellales, Selaginellaceae. The record is from RefSeq and is a predicted model, not a curated record.